AUGUCCAGGACGACAAGCGUGCGCGGUGCUUUGGACCCGGUCUCCAGCGAAGAUGAUGAGAUCGUCGAGGUCGUGCCGUCUAUCCCGCUCGAUAUCCUGAUCCCUUCGGUUUACUGGCAUACGUGGAAGGAAUUCUAUCACAGCAAGAAGACCGUGGCGCGCGAUAAACUCGCAGCUCUGGCCGGUCCUUUGCCUGAUGCCCCGCCUCCGCUGCUGCCUGCCGACUGGGACCUCGUAUCCGGUGUGCCGGGCACGGAGUCCGCUACGACACUUGAACCGGAGAUACUGGACCUCAGGAGCUCGCUCACUCUGCAGCCGCACGAACGCUAUGAGAUGAUCGCUCCUUCUAACGUGAACAUCGCUUGGCGGCCGCUGGAACUCGAUUACUCGACGACGCUCGCGUUCAUCCCGUACGCAGAUGAUCCCGACUUCGAGCAAGAAGCAUACGUUUCUGUCUUCCCGAAACUACUUUGGAUGGACGAUAUGAUAGAUCCCGAUCACGAAAUCAUUCAGUACGAGACGCUACGGCGGCUCGUGCUUCGACAUAGGCUGAGUAUGGACACAGUGGACGAGGCGGGGAUUCUGCCGCCUCUCCGGAGCAACGCGGAAGGCGGUCUCUUAUGGGAUGUAUCGCAACGCGACCUGCUACCGUGGCCAGGCGAUCCCGUGUUUCCGGACGCGCCACUUCCCGCGCGCACAUACUUCCCGGAUGCCAUGGAUCUCCCUGGCAGGACGGAAUGGCUGCGUCGCCACUUUUGUCCGAACUUGAACUGCCUUCAAUUUCGGUGCUUGACGCACGUCGACACCGGCUUCGACCCACGCGUCAAGAAGCCGACGAUAACAAAUGCAAUGUGGCUCGAACGUGCCCCGGAUAUGGAGUCCUGCGGUUCAGAGUGCUUUGCUCUGAGAACGUUUGACCCUGAAACCAUGGCACGCACAAGGAUUUACCCAGACGAUCACAUCCUUGCUGGCAUGGAGGAUGGUUUGUUGGUCGAUGGUCGUGGACGCACGAAUCAAAUGUACGGACCGGUGGAUGUCGUUCGAGCGUAUCCUUGGAGUAAUGAAUCGCGUUUUAGUGGCAAAACUGGCACAUUGGUGAUGUGCAAUCACCCCGGACUCCGCUGCAAAGAUGACGCCCAGGAGAUCAUUUUGAAGCACGAUGCGAGCACGAAGGACUAUGCAGCAUCGAGAACAAUUGUCAAUGUGGAAGGAGGUGGAAGGGCUGUACAUGUAGGCGAAAGGGCAAAGAAAAUGGCAAAGACACGCAGCUGCCAUGCGAGCACAAUAGCUCCUGCCCCUGUGACAAAGCGGGCAUGGAAUGUGACCCAGAGGUGUGCAAGUCCUGCGAUAGUGGGAUAUUGGGAGCUAAGGCCCGAUUCAGAUAGGGGCAGACAUUGCCAAAAUUCAAACAUCCAACGGCAGAUACAAGAGCCGCUAUGCAUCAAACCUGGCUUAUAUGGCUUGGGUGCAUUCAGCACUUCAGCAAUCCCUAAAGGAAGAUUCCUCGGGGAAUACACAGGCGACCUCGCGAACCCCGCCGAGCAGGAGGAAGCUGCGGAAAUCCUCGAGAAAUAUGGGAUGAACUACAAAUUUUCACUCACGGAAGACCGGCAUACAGUGGAUGCCGCUACGGUAGGCAACGAGACGCGCUUCCUCAACCAUCGUUCGAAAAAUCCGGACGUUGUCGCGCGAAUCGUGCUCGUCAAUAAUGUUCUUCGUAUAGGCUUCUUUGCAGAGAGAAAUAUCAAAGCGGGGAAGGAGCUUUUCCUCGAUUAUGGCGAGGGGUUUUUCAAACAUUACCACCCGGGUUAA
Punctularia strigosozonata HHB-11173 SS5 is the source of this 1812-nucleotide messenger RNA. RefSeq lists its product as uncharacterized. Gene Ontology annotation, molecular function: protein binding; histone methyltransferase activity. Bases 1 to 1812 code for a protein of 603 amino acids. The record is from RefSeq and is a predicted model, not a curated record. Lineage: Eukaryota; Fungi; Basidiomycota; Agaricomycetes; Corticiales; Punctulariaceae. The transcript is spliced from 14 exons. Gene Ontology annotation, biological process: chromatin remodeling.